AUGUGGCAGCUCUCGGCGUCGUCGUGGGAUGCGGACCUGGCAUGGAUCUCCCAGCUGCUUCCCUGGGUGGCACUUUUCUUUCUGUGUUGGUUCCUCUACUAUAUUGCCAACCCUACGAAUGACAUCGUUCCAGAAGGUCGCAUGCCGACCUUGGACGAGUGGUUGCAGAAGAAAGCUCCCAAUCUUGCGGGUAGCUGGGGCGGCCGGGCUCCACCCCCACGCGAGGACAUCCUGCAAGCUCGUAACAAAGUCGUGGCAGAGGCACAGUGUCCCGUAAUCAUUGCACGUGUCAGCUCCGCUCUGUGUGCUGUUGACCUAGCAGACCUAGUAGACCUAGCACUGGCAAGGGACAAGGAGAUUUACUGUUGCUCGGCACUGGCACAUGCAACUUGCAUGGCUGCUGUGGUGCCGGCCGAUGUUUCUUCCGUACAUGUCGAGACUGACAGUGGGCCUUGCCCGUGCUGCUCUCUUCCGCUCCGGCUUCGGGCCUUGCUCGCCUCGAACGGCACCUGGACAUCCUUCCGAACUUUGGCGUUUUGGGGCAUAGUAAACCACGCGCUCACGCUGGCUGUUGCGGCCCUGGAGUUCGAUUCAGUCUGGCUUGGUCUGGUUGUGGCUACGAUGGGAGGCAAGUUGACGCUUGCCCUGUGGAUGCUGGUCAUCGUCGGGAGGAGGCCGCUAGCGGACCUCGCCAUGGAGGCCGAGCGAUGCAAGCAACUUCGAGAGAUGCAUGCUCUUAUGGCCUUUGCCUGCUUCCUCAACGGCCUCACAUUGAUCUGCAUGGCGAUCCUGCAGUUGACCGAGCCGGAGCUGCUGACCCUGGGGUUGGUUCUCAGGCGUAUUUUCCAGCCGCUGCUCCUGAUAGUCUUAGAGGCCUUGAUCGCCACCUGUGCUUUCCAUGGUCGACGCUGCGCUGCCGAGCGCUUGCGGCUGGUGCAGCGGUGGGAGUUCACGCAUAUCCAGUCCGUACAUCAGAUCAAUACGGCCUCGGUGGCGAUGGAGAAGAAAUUCACGGCGGACGUGGAGUGGUACUUCUUGAUGCACAUGACCACGUCCAAGUUCGAGCAGGGUCAACUGAAGCCUCUGACACCAGCACUCCGGGACUCGCCAGCGCCUGGGGCAGUCCCGCAGGAAGAGACUGACAAGCCAGAGCCUGCAGAAAUCGCCGCGGCAGAGGGGCACGAGCAGGAAGAGGCUCCAGCUCCGCAGCAGCGGGCAGAAACGCUUACCUGCUCGAUUUGUCUGGAAGGUUUCGAAGAAGGUGAUGAGGUAUCUCAACCUCGCUGCGUUCACUUCUUCCACCGCUCCUGCCUGGAGAAUUGGGUACAAGCUCUCAGCAAGGAGCAUGUUACGUCGGCGAAGAGGAAACGGGAACAGGUGCUGUGUCCAAUGCGCUGUGACAGUGCCAAGGCACCUUUGGUUGACUUCGUUUGUAGAGUCUUCAUUUCCUGGCUUCGGAAGGUGGUGCUAAACUUGUGA
Symbiodinium sp. CCMP2592 is the source of this 1479-nucleotide messenger RNA. The record is from the annotation of a GenBank genome assembly. Lineage: Eukaryota; Dinophyceae; Suessiales; Symbiodiniaceae.